AGAAUGGGAAUCUGGGAAUGAGAAUUCUUACAUUCUUGUCCAAAGAUCAUUGGUGAAUGACCCCAUUUUUCCAGAAAAGCAAAACUUGGCCAUAAACACCUAAAAUGAAGAGCCCCCGAACUUUUGAGGAGCAAACGGAAUGCAUUGUAGACUCUCUACUCACAGACUUCUUAGGUCCCACUUGUCAGGUUGCCAACCGGACCCUACGUUGUGCAGACGAACCAGAUUCAGGAGAGGUCUGCUCUUUUGAUGUGGCCAUCAUUGUUGGUCGCCUUCGGAUAUUGGGUGACAAGUUCAAUGGAGAAUUGGAAGCUCCUGCCAGAAACAUCAUCGCAGAAACCAUUCAGGGACAGGCAGGAGCUGUACUUCAGGACACAGUAAAAUCUCUCAGCAAGGCCUGGUGUGCCCAGGAUUCCAGCUUGGCUUAUGAGAGAGCCUUUCUGGCAGUGUCAGUGAAACUUCUUGAAUAUGUGGUCCGCAUGACUCCUGAGAUGGCAAGACAGGUGGCUACGCCCAUGACAAAUAUGAUCAGUGGGAACACUGCCAUCCGAGAGUAUAUCCAGGGCCAGGGAGGUUGGGUAAGUAUUUUGGGGCCCCUGGCUUUGCUAGACAUUUGCAUUGUUUUUGUACUAAUCUCUGGGACUCCAAUCGUGGUUCUUUCCAUCAGUUGGAAACCAUGCAGGAAAACUGGCCUUCCAACUUUGCUGAAAAUGCCGGGAUUUUUUUGCCAUGGAAAAGGGGAGGAGUCAGAAGCUCAGCCAGCGGGCCUUGGACCCCAGAGCCAGGCUGCCUAAAAUGUUGACUGCUAACUUUGUCAAGCUAAUUUCCGUUUCCUAUACAUAAUCAUCUAUGAAGUAUAUUAGUGGUGGAGUUCUAAUCUCAAGUCUGACUUUGCUCUACUGGUAAAUUUCUGGGUCUUCUUUCCCUAACAUCUUUUGAGUGUGUGUUGAGGAAGUUCAGAAUCAUCUUACUAUUAUCUAACAAAAAACAAUUAGUGACAUCUGCUGUAGUGGUAACGGUAGGAGGCAUUCUAAGUCCAUGCCUUAGUAAUCAUUAGAACAUCUGCUCUCUUAGAGCACUCCCCUUCAUUUCCAAGAUCAGCAGAAGCCUUAGUAAGAGCUGCCUUCCCUGGAGUUAUCUGUGGGUCAUUCUGGCUUCUUUAGGGAGUUCCUGAAGACCAUUCCUUUGACUGUAGGCUAUUCAUUGUCCUUCCUAGGAAAAUCUGGAGAGCUGAAGAAGAGGUGGAGCUGUUUCCCAGCCUGAAAAAUUUUGAUCUUCUUUGACUGAUCGGGUGAUUGAUCUCUGGCAAUUAAAACAGAAACAACCAAAUCAAAACCCUCUUUCUCUUGGACAGAACUGAACUUAGCUGAAUAACCUGUUUUCUGCUGAUUGUUAAAGUUAGGAGCAGCUCCCAGAGGUCUAUAGAGAUUUUAUACUUUCUGUUUUUACAUGAGUUUUAAUGAGGUUUUGUUGAAGUAGAGACCUCCAGACUUAAAAUAAUGACUUGUUAGUAGUGGCAUUCCAGGCAACGGGGCAGGCAUUUGCUGGAGAUACUGUGGGGAAAAGGGAGCACACAGUAAACCAUUCCUUCAGAUUUAGUCCUGUCCCCUGGUAAGGAUCUUGUCUACUAAUUUUGCGGUCUAAAGGGUUUCAGGGAGAUCUUUGGUUAGAAAACCUUGUUAUUUUAAGUUGAGGAUUUUCUUUUAAAUUCAUAACCUAAAUCUCAUAUUAAUUUCACCUGAGCCCAAUUAUUUUAUGUAUUUUCAAGGCUGGAAGCAAAAAAAUAGCACUUUGUUCAUCUGCUCUUCUACUAGGAAGGCCAAAGAGCGAUAAAACAGUUGCUGCAUUUUUAUUGCCACAGGAUGCAGGAAGUGCUGGCCCACUUCUGGGACAGUAGGGCCAUCCCAGCUUAGAUGAGGCUAGCUACAUACCACAGUGUUUUUCAAAGUGCAGUUUACAUACCACUUGCAUGUGACCUUAUACGUUGCUGAUUUCUAGGCCCCAUCCCCUAGAUAUUCUGAUUCUGUAGGGAAGGGCUGGGGCCUAGGUUCCUAACUUUUUAAUCAGAUCCACUGGUGAUUCUAAUGUACACAUAAAUUUUGAGAACCGUCACUUUAGAGCAAGGGUUGGGAAAUUAGAGCCCACAGGCCCAAUCAGCCUACCGCUUUUUAAAUUUUUUUUUUGUAAAGAAAGUUUUAUUGGAAUGCAAGUACACUCACUUGUUUACAUAUUAUUCAUGGCUGUUUUAGCAUCGCAGCAGCAGAGUUGAGUAGUUAUGGCAGACACCAUAUAGCCUCUCCUGUAAAGCUUAAAAUAUUUACUAUCUGGCCCUUUAAGUUUGCAGACCCCUGCUCUAAAGCUAAAUGAACAUUUCUCCUUGAGUAAUUUAAACUCUGUUGCAAUCCUGAUAAUUCCAAACAGAACUCUAGAUAGGAUAAGUCCUUUUUCAGAAUUUAGUCUGAGUGUUUGUUAGUUUUUGCGUAGUCCACACUUUCUCUAGAAUCUUUGGCAAAAAGAGUUCGGUGACUCCUGAGUAUUCGAUAGAAGGUAUAUAUUUCCCUGGCCCUGCCGCAAGUGAUUGGAGGUAAAGCAUAUGGUUUCUAUGGUCUGUGUAUCUCAUAACAGUUCUUAAUAAUCUCAUAGAUUAGUAGGCAGUCAUCAAAUAGAGACUUCUUCAUCUCUAAGUCCCCAAACCAGACAAUUUACCUGAACAUCAAGAAGAAAAUCACUACUAAAGCAUUGCUAUAUCUAUUUUUUUAAGAGAGGCGUUAAUGGCUUUGGCUAAAGUUUAACAAAGUUAACCACAUCCCCUCCCUUCACCCAGCCAGCCAUCUGGCUCCCCUAGAUACACAGAAAUAAAGCUGUAGUGCUGUUAAUGUAUUCUGACUUUUUCAAGUUAUGCUAUUUCCUCUAUUCUUCAAUAAAUCACAAUUAGGUUAAGUAAUCCAGAAAUGAGAUUUCAUGUUUCUCUUUAGAAGAAAUUAGCUUUUUUUGCUACCAAUUUAAGACACUUGAUGUAUUCCUUUGUCCCUUACAUUACUGUAAACUCAGCAUGGUGAGUUUUGUGGUAUUUGACCUCUUAGGUGAAAUCAUUAUUUUCACUUUGACUAAUGCUGUUCUGUUCAUGAAAUAAAAUUCUUCUCUGUAUGCAUUUGAACUAAUUCUCAGCAAGUGCAAUCUAAAUUGAAUGAUAUAGAAAUAGGGAGCAGAUUGGUGGUUGCCAG
Messenger RNA from Balaenoptera musculus (blue whale), 3224 nucleotides. It is a transcript of the gene BCL2L15, whose product is annotated as BCL2 like 15. The transcript has 4 exons. Lineage: Eukaryota; Metazoa; Chordata; Mammalia; Artiodactyla; Balaenopteridae. Gene Ontology annotation, cellular component: cytosol; nucleus. The coding region runs from base 105 to 794 and encodes 229 amino acids. Gene Ontology annotation, biological process: regulation of apoptotic process. The record is from RefSeq and is a predicted model, not a curated record.